Penicillium oxalicum is the source of this 1245-nucleotide messenger RNA. RefSeq names its product saccharopine dehydrogenase family protein. The coding region runs from base 1 to 1245 and encodes 414 amino acids. Gene Ontology annotation, biological process: glycolipid biosynthetic process. Gene Ontology annotation, cellular component: plasma membrane; mitochondrion; lipid droplet. The record is from RefSeq and is a predicted model, not a curated record. The transcript is spliced from 5 exons. NCBI's taxonomy places the organism in Eukaryota, Fungi, Ascomycota, Eurotiomycetes, Eurotiales, Aspergillaceae.
AUGACGUCCAACAGACAAUAUGAUCUGGUUUUGCUGGGACCGACUGGAUAUACUGGUCGUUUCUGCUCGGAACACAUUGUUCAAAACCUCCCUACCGAUCUCAAAUGGGCGAUCGCUGGUCGUUCGCCGCAAAAGAUUCAUCCCAUUGCCGAUGAGCUCAAGAAGCUCAAUGCAGAUCGGAUCCAGCCCGAUGUUCUCGCCGUGCAGCUCAACUCAGCCGAGUUAAACGACUUGGCGCAGAAGACAAGACUAAUCAUCAAUUGCGUUGGACCUUACCAUCUCUACUCAACACCGGUGGUGGAAGCCUGCGCAGCGCAUGGCACUCACUACGUCGAUGCCACUGGCGAGACGCCGUGGGUGAAGCUGAUUAUCGACAAGUACCACGAAAAAGCCAAGAGCAACGGGGCAAUUAUUAUCCCUUCAGUUGGUGUCGAAAGUGCUCCAGCAGACAUCCUGGCCUGGGCCCUGGUCAAGCACGUUCGCGAGGAAAUGGCGACUCAGACCCGUCAGAUUGACUGCUGUAUCAAAGAGAUGAAGACAUCGGGCGCCAGUGGUGGCACCUUGAACACCGUUCUCAGCAUUUUCGACUGGCUCCCCCCGAGCGAAGUGAUGAAGUCUUUGAAUCCCUUUUCACUCGCAGCAUCCGCGCCACCAAAAGAUAUCCCGAGCGAGUCCCUGAUCUCUAAGCUCAUCGGUGCUCGCUGGAUUCGUGAUCUGGGCACAGUGACUACCUCGCCCUCCGGCAUCGCCGACGUGACCAUCGUGCAUCGCAGCAGCACCUUGAUGCCCGAACUCUAUGGCAAGCGGUUCUUCUUCCGCCAAUUCUUGCACGUUCGAAACUCCCUCAUCGGCGUUGCCGUGCACGUCGGCUUCCUCGUGGGCAUCACUCUUCUCAUGAUUCCUCCUAUUCGCGCGCUGGUCCGCAGAUUCGUCUUCGCCCCAGGCCAGGGUCCUUCUUCCGAGGCGUCCAAGCACGACCGUCUCGAGUAUCACGCGGUUGCUACCGCUGAUCAGGAGGGCCCCUCUCCCAAGCGAGCCUUUGGAAAAUUCAGCUUUGACGGUGGCAUGUACCUACUGACUGGUCUGCUCCUCGCAGAAGCGGCAAUCGUUAUCCUCAAUAACGAGGAAAAGGUGAAGAAAGUUUCGCGGGGUGGUAUCGUCACAUCGGCAACUCUGGGUCAGGACUUUGUCGAUCGUCUUGAAAAGGUCGGAUGCAACAUUGACACCAAGACAUUCCAGCACUAA